AUGAGUUUUCUAAACUCCGUCCUCUCUUCUAUCGAGACUGGGGAGGUGUCUCUCACCCCACCUCCCCCACCUAAAAGUACAACUCCAGACUCGACGUCCUCAAACCAGAAGCCUUCCCUGAACUCGAAGCUGGCAGCAACCUCGAUUAGUGGCAACGGUAAUGGCUAUACAGGGACAGCCCAGAAACGAAAGGCGGGAGAACAACUGGCGCGGCCAGCCCCGCGAAACGAUCGAUUUUCAAAGCCGUUGCCCUCUUCCUCUUCCCAGUCGUCAGCUCCGGUUCCACGCCAGCCUAGAGACGGAGAUACCACUCGUAAACCCGGACCUAAGCUGACAACCUUAACCACAGCUGCUCCAAAACCUAACAUAUCUAAACCCAUUGCCGCUCCUGUUUCAAACAAGCCACCCCCGAAGGGCUCUUAUGCAGCAAUCAUGGCCGAGGCAAAAGCACUACAGAACAAGGCACCGUCCGCUGUUGGGCUAAUAAGACAUCAGGCUGUUGCCAAGGAUAAAAAGAGCAAAGUCCAACAAAAGAAAAUUACUGAGGAAGCCAAACAACGGGAUCGGGAACCAACAAACCGGAAGCUAUCAAACGAGAAAUCCACAGCUGCUGUUCCAUCAAGGAAUACAAAGGAAGCCAUUUUAAAAGCUCGCCAAGCCGAGAUGAGCAAACAAGAUACAUAUAAAGGCACUGCCCGUCCACGCCCAGGAAGUCUACCCCCGACACGGUCGUCGGAGUCCUCCUAUUCUGGGACAUCUGGAUUACCUUCCCGCCGUGCCGCAGGAAAAGAAAGCUCGUAUGGCCGAAACAAGGGCCGUGGCGCUCCUAGAAAUGAGUACCUUGGUACAGACGAGGAAGACGAAGGCGACUAUGGCUAUGAAGAUGAGGACGAUUAUUCCGAUGAAUCCGACAUGGAAGCAGGCUUCCUUGACGUUGAACAAGAGGAGCAGGCCGCGCUUAGAAUUGCCAAACAAGAGGACGCAGAAGAGCUAAGGCUUGAGGCAGCUGCAAAGAAGGAAAAGAUGGAACGCAAGAUGAAACUGAAUGCGCUUGCUAAGUCACGGCGCUAA
Messenger RNA from Nannizzia gypsea CBS 118893, 1071 nucleotides. RefSeq lists its product as hypothetical. The record is from RefSeq and is a predicted model, not a curated record. The transcript has 2 exons. NCBI's taxonomy places the organism in Eukaryota, Fungi, Ascomycota, Eurotiomycetes, Onygenales, Arthrodermataceae. The coding region runs from base 1 to 1071 and encodes 356 amino acids.